This is a messenger RNA of Meloidogyne enterolobii, 1242 nucleotides long. The record is from the annotation of a GenBank genome assembly. Lineage: Eukaryota; Metazoa; Nematoda; Chromadorea; Rhabditida; Meloidogynidae.
AUGAGCAUUAUACUUUUUUCAGUUCAUCAUCGUUGUGUCAGAUAUGUACCUAAUUUAUGUGGCUCAGAUCACACAGAGAAAAGAGGGCGUAUCAAUUUAGAAUGUCAUGUAAAGGAUGGUGUUUUAAAUGUAUAUAUCAGAGAGGCAAGAAAUUUAAUUCCAAUGGAUCCGAAUGGCCUGUCAGAUCCUUAUGUCAAACUGAAACUUAUUCCCUUCGAAGAGAACGAACAAUGCAAACCAAAACAAAAAUCAAAAACAAUAAAAUCAACACUUAACCCCGUUUGGGACGAACAUUUUUUCUUCAAAUUAGAACCUUCUGACAAAGAUAGACGUUUAUCUGUUGCUGUGUGGGAUUGGGACAGAACUAGUAGGAACGAUUUUAUGGGCUCCCUUUCUUUUGGAAUUAGUGAAUUAAUUAAAGAACCUGUUGAUGGGUGGUUUAAAUUGUUGAAUGAUGAAGAGGGUGAAUAUUACAACAUUCGAAUACCCCCAGAAAAUGAAAGAGAUAUUGAAAAACUUCAAAAGAAAAUGGCAGAUUUACACUCCACAAAAUCACAAAAAGUUAACAGCAAACCACAUUUGGCCAAUGCAAAACAAAGAGCCUCUACAGACAAUAAUUUAGAGAAUUCUUGUAACAAUAACAAUUCAAAACCUGCCCAAAGAUGUGUGGCUAGCGAUUUUAAUUUUUUGACAGUCUUGGGAAAAGGAUCUUUUGGAAAAGUACUUCUUGGAGAACACAAACAAACUAAAGAAUUAUUUGCUAUUAAAAUACUUAAAAAAGAUGUAAUAAUCCAAGAUGACGAUGUUGAAUGUACAAUGGUCGAAAAAAGGGUUCUUGCAUUACCUGACAAACCUCCAUUCCUUGUAGCUUUAUUUUCUUGUUUCCAGACCAUGGACAGACUUUAUUUUGUUAUGGAAUUUGUUAAUGGGGGUGAUUUAAUGUAUCAAAUACAACAAGUUGGAAAAUUUAAAGAGCCUGUUGCCGUUUUCUACGCAGCAGAAAUAGCUUGUGGACUUUUCUAUCUCCAUUCAAAAGGAAUAAUUUAUAGAGACUUAAAAUUGGAUAAUGUAAUGCUUGAAAGGGAUGGACAUAUUAAAAUAACAGAUUUUGGAAUGUGUAAAGAAGGUAUUGUGGGUGAUGCUACUACAAAAACUUUCUGUGGAACGCCUGAUUAUAUUGCUCCAGAAAUUAUUCUUUACCAACCUUAUGGAAAAUCUGUUGAUUGGUUUGGAAAUUUUUAA